UCCCUCUGAACUGAUAAAAUCAUCAAAUUAAGAAUUCAAUACUAUUUAUACUCUUCUUCUUUUUUCUCCAAACUCACCAAAAAAAAAAAAAAUUGUUGAUCAUAUUUUUAACUUAUUUUUUCUUAUCUGAAUAUCAAAAUGGAUUUAAGAGAAAUUGGAGCUACACUUCCUCCUGGAUUUAAAUUUUGUCCCAGUGAUGAAGAAUUAAUUUGUCAUUAUCUCUACAAUAAAAUUGCUAAUGAAAAGGGAUUAGUUCUUAAUGGUAGUUUAGUGGAAAUUGAUCUUCACACUUGUGAGCCAUGGCAACUUCCUGAGGUGGCAAAGCUCAACUCUAGUGAAUGGUACUUCUUCAGCUUUCGAGAUCGAAAGUACGCUACGGGUUUUCGGGCGAACCGGGCCACAAUUUCGGGUUAUUGGAAAGCUACGGGUAAGGAUCGAACAGUGCUCGAUCCUCGAACCCGUAAUAUAGUAGGGAUGAGAAAAACUUUGGUGUUUUACAAAAAUAGAGCUCCUAAUGGCAUUAAAACUGACUGGAUCAUGCAUGAAUUUCGAAUCCAAAAUCCUCAAGUACCUCUUAAGGAAGAUUGGGUAUUAUGUAGAGUCUUUCACAAAGACAAAGGACAUGAGAACAACAACAAUAAUUGUACAAACAAACUCAACUCACAAAACAAAUAUGAGGCAAUUGUCACUUGUUCAAAUUUGUCUCAAUCUCCUCUUCAUGUGAACCAACAUUCAUUGCAUCGUGACAUUAGUUACCAAAAUCCACCCCAUGAUGAAAUUAGCCAAAACUCAAAUGCAAUCCAUCAUCAAUUGUUUGAGUUGUUAGUAAAGGACCACCAUGAAAAUACUUGCUUGUCCCAAUGUGGUCAGGGUGAUGAUCAGUGUGGAUUGUUGUUCGAUAUGCAGAUGGAUUUUCAAGAACCAUAUUUUCAAGAGGAAGAAAUUCAUUCUAGCCUUGAAGACAUGAGAUUUGAUGAUGAAAAUAGCGCGAUUUUUAUUUGAGUACUUGAUGAUGUGAUUGGUAGCAAUGAUUAAUUAGUUAUUAUAUGUGUUGAAUUUGUGAAGAUUCUUUCUAGUGUUUGUUUAUGAAUUUGAGAAUCAUACAAGUUUGAUUGAA
Capsicum annuum is the source of this 1117-nucleotide messenger RNA. RefSeq names its product NAC domain-containing protein 21/22. Gene Ontology annotation, biological process: regulation of DNA-templated transcription. The transcript is spliced from 3 exons. Bases 139 to 1002 code for a protein of 287 amino acids. Gene Ontology annotation, molecular function: DNA binding. The record is from RefSeq and is a predicted model, not a curated record. NCBI's taxonomy places the organism in Eukaryota, Viridiplantae, Streptophyta, Magnoliopsida, Solanales, Solanaceae.